This is a messenger RNA of Monomorium pharaonis (pharaoh ant), 2116 nucleotides long. Its product is annotated as ATP-dependent DNA helicase 2 subunit 1. The transcript is spliced from 9 exons. Bases 289 to 1899 code for a protein of 536 amino acids. Gene Ontology annotation, biological process: cellular response to X-ray; telomere maintenance; cellular response to gamma radiation. Gene Ontology annotation, molecular function: damaged DNA binding; telomeric repeat DNA binding; double-stranded DNA binding. The record is from RefSeq and is a predicted model, not a curated record. NCBI's taxonomy places the organism in Eukaryota, Metazoa, Arthropoda, Insecta, Hymenoptera, Formicidae. Gene Ontology annotation, cellular component: Ku70:Ku80 complex; nucleus.
AUGUGUCUAUCUUUAUUUCUUUUCUUAAAUAAAUAAAGACGAACAUAUAUUUAUCUAAUAAGUAAGUUUACCAAGAAGUUGAAACAACCGACCCUGUGAUAUGUGAUUAAUUCCAUUAGUCAUCAGUUGUCAUUUUUUCGAGAUUCUAAAUAUACGCAUUGUCAGUGAUUAAUAAAGAAUCAGAUAAACUUUUUAAGUGUCUACAACAUAGUAAAAAUCUACUAAAGAUUCAUCCCUAUAUUCAGAUCAGUGGUUCUAGUCUUUGUGACGUUUAAUUUCUUUAAAGAAAUGGCAUUCAACAUACAAAAUAUGGAUGGGGAGGAAGAUUCACAAGCGAAUCAGUGGUACGGAGUUAGAGAAGCGACAUUGUUUCUCGUUGAUGCUACACAAAAAAUGUUUGAAAUAGAACCAGAAAGCAAACUCAGUCAUAUUCAAAAAUUUUUUAAGUUGUAUAAACAAAUUCUUCGACAAAAGUUGGCAUGGAAUAUGCAAGAUUGGAUGGGUGUGGUAUUAUUUGGUACAGAAGGAAGUGACCCUAACUCAGCAUGGCAGAACAUUCAGACUUUGCAUGAACUCAGAGUUGUUACCUUGGAUGAUUUACAACAAAUUAGAAAACUAACUAAAAGUGGCAUGAAGGGUUACCAGAGCAUGAAAUCCAUAGAUACUUAUCCACUGUACGAUGCGUUGACAUACUCCAUGGACAUCUUUUUGAAGAUAAAAACAGUUCUCACCAAACGCAGGAUAGUUCUGAUCACUUGUCAUAUCCCUAAGCUCUCGGACGAAGAAAAACAUCGCAUCAGAUCAAAGGCUGCGCACUUUAAGGACUUGGACAUUAAACUAUACGUGAUUGGUUUGGCAAAGAAUUGGAUGCCCAAUCAAUUCUACCAAGAUUUAGAGAUGCUAUCAAGAAAAACAGACAUAGACGGUUACAGGCCAACAUCACUGGUAGAUCUAGUGCAACAAAUUAAAGCGCCGUCCAAAAAUAUCGCACGCUUAGUCUUUCAGAUACAUGAUGGUCUGGAGAUUGAUUUGGUCGUGCGUACUCUGGGCAGAAAGCGUAGAUGUUUGCAAAUGAAACAGCUAAGCAAAGCGACUAAUCAGGUUUUGUCAAGAUCAACAUAUUUCAAGAGCACAGACUUUUACAAUGAUGAGGACAACAGUGACAGUGAGGAACUUGAUCUUAUGAUACCAGAGGAAGUUAACUUGGAAACUAAGGAAUUGAUUGGUGGUAAAAAGUUACGUUUCAUGCAAAAAGAGCUCUUCCGGUUAAAGCAUAUACAUCCACCAGCUAUCAAGAUAAUUGGUGUGAAACCCAUACCCGAAGAUCUUUUCAGAUACCAUGUUAAACGGAAGUAUUUUAUCAGAGCGGAUUUUGGUAGCACUCGUAAAGACAAUCUAUUGUUCUUCAGCGCUUUAUUAAAUAAAUGUGCUGCUAAAGGAAGAAUGAUAGUGUGCGCGUUCACAAUGCGGAUGAACACUCAAACUACUCUCUGCUACAUGAUUCCAAAUACUGAACUGGGUGGUUUUUAUUUAUCGAAAAUUGCAUACCAGGGAAACAUAGGAGACAAGAGCGAAGCAUUGAUACAUUAUGACACACAAAAUCAUGUAACCAACAAGCAAGUUGCGCUGUGGAAAAAAACGAUUGAUCAACUCGACAUGAACUAUCAUCCAUCUAUGUUCAGAUCUUAUAAAUUGGAGUGUCAGAUACAAAUAGUAGAGAAGUUGGCUUUGGACAAGAAACCUGGGCCUCCGCCAAUUGAUUCUAUCGAGCAAUCAUUUUUGAAGACCUAUAAAAAAACAGUUGAUUUAGUGCCUGAAUUUAAGAGCAUGUAUCCUGAUAUAAGUAACUCCGAUGGGCCAACAAGAGUAAAAAGGGCUAGAAAGAACAAGGAAACAUAAUUGCUAAAUAAUCAUGUGCAAUUAUACAUACAGAGUAUAAUGUUGUAUAGGAUGAAUAUUUUUAAUAAAAUAUAGAAAUCAUUUUUUUUAAGUGAUGUCAUGUGAUAAAGAGAAACUUGUAAGAAACAAAAUGUUUGCUUUUGCAAAGCAUGUAAAAGAUAAAUAUUGGUUUUUAAAACACUACAUUUUGUUCACAAUAAAAAUGCACUUAUUCUUA